Messenger RNA from Effrenium voratum, 1454 nucleotides. The record is from the annotation of a GenBank genome assembly. NCBI's taxonomy places the organism in Eukaryota, Dinophyceae, Suessiales, Symbiodiniaceae.
UCACUUUUAGCAAGUCGGGCGAUUCGUAGAUUCGUGAGAUGGCAUGUAUCAGUUGCCUCUCCAGCAAAUCACUGCGAGGACGAGCCCGUAGCGAAUCCAUUGAGCCUGAGGUGAAGCAAUUGCCGGAGAGAUGUGAUCGGAGUGUUCGCAAGAAGCCGGACACGGGCGUCAAGAUCAGCUCCCCGGUUCCAUCCACUCACAGUGGAUCAUCUGUUGGGCGGAGCUGUGAAUCCUGUGACUAUGACUUCGCCACCUUUGCGAGCACUGUCCAGGUUGCCCGCCUUCCAGUUGUAGUCUUCGAUGACGAGGUCGAGGAGCAGCUGAUUUGGGACGACUGCUGCGUGAAGAACGGGGUGGUGAGCACCACUGGGGCUCCGGACAUCCGGGUGAAGAAUCCGGUGGUGAUGUCCAAUGCGUUCAAGGGCUUCGUCGUGCAGCCCUACGAAACCAGAUAUCUGCACUUCCGGGAUGUGGGUAUCAUUUUCGCCCGGCCGCCGGGUGGGCGUUUCAUGCAGCCCAGCAUCGACACCAUGCUGGUGUGUCGGGCGCUGGUGGACAGUCUGAAGACCUCCGAAGUGAAGCGCGUCAUCGACGUGGGCAGCGGCUCGGGCUUCAUCGGCAAGUUCGUGGCGCAUCAUGCGCGCGGAGAGGGUGAGCUUGAAGUGGCCUUAGUGGACAUAGACCGCAGUGCUCUCAAGUACUACGAAGGGACGACUUUCAAUUCCGGGGCCGUCAGCUCCACUGGCCGCAGCAUCUGCUGGAAGUUCCUGGCAGAAGAUGCCGUGGCCUUUCUCAACAGAGAUCCAGACUUUGACCUCAUCGUGUCAAAUCCACCAUACAUCCCAACCCGACCAGAAUGUUCGGCCAACCAUUUGUCGCCUUUGUCUGGCGGCUUUUGGGAGGGGGUUGGCCUCGUGUCCUAUCUUCUCACCCUCAUCUCGCGCAGCGAAAAGCCGAAGGCGCGCCUGGUAAUCAUGGUCACAUCACUCACCUUGAAGGCGCCUGCGGUGUUGGAGGCUUUAGAAGAUGCGGAGAAGAAGGGCUGCAAGCUGAAGGUCUUGCUGGAGAGGGAGAUUGCAUGGAAGGCCUGGUAUGCCGGGCCCUACUCCUUGGAUCACUUGCUUGCGACCGCCAAGGAGCAGCGACAACGCCACAAAGUGGCAGGCUGUGAGUUCUUCUUGGGGGCGACACCACCAGGGCACAGCCGCACUGGUCUUGAUGGACGGGACCAAAUGUUCGGCUACCACUGGCAUUUCGCUUACGUACUGGAAGUCCAGGCACGUUGAAGCAUUUCCUUCGACGAGUCUUGGGCUUAGAAGAUUCGUACAGGAGCUGUUGACCAGCCCUUUUUCAGCAAGUGCAUGCUGGGUAUACGACUCUCGCGGGCCCUCAGCCGAGUCAGGCGAGACAGAACUUUCGAGUCAGAGUAACUUAAGUCGAGUGGAGCUUGGGGA